AUGAACUCAGAUUGUUUUCUACGAUUCUUGAAGAAGCAUGUCGAUCAGUUAACCUUCAAAACUCCAUCUGCUUCCCUGUUCGAAGAUAUGAAUGAUUCAAUAAAAAUUAUCCGACCCGAUUCAUCUUUCUCCAAUUUGCUCGAGCUAGCCGCUAAUAAUGACGUAGACGGAUUUAAGCAAUCAAUCACUCGUAUUCCUUCCGCCAUUAACGAAGUGGGAUUCUGGUAUGGGCGUCAAAGAAGCUCAAAACGUAUGUUAAUGGAGCACAGAACUCCAUUGAUGAUCGCUGCAACUUAUGGUAGUCUUGAUGUUGUAAAGUUAAUACUUUCUUUUACAGAGGUCGAUGUAAAUAGUUCUUGUGGCCUCGAUAAAACAACCGCUCUUCACUGUGCUGUUUCCGGUGGUUCUUCUAACGCUUUUGACGUCAUCAAGAUUUUGUUAAUUUCCGGCGCCGACCCUGAAUUAGUCGACGCCGAUGGUCGUCGUCCUGUUGACGUUCUUCUCGUUCCUCCAAAUCUACCAAACCUGAAGAUUUCACUUGAAAAAUUGCUUAAAAAUGAUGGAUUUUGUGUUGAACAAGAAGAUGAUUUGACUUGUUUCAAAUCAAAUGAGAAAAAGGAAUACCCAAUUGACCCGUUUUUUCCUGAUUUAAAAAGCGAUGCUUAUUCAACCGACGAGUUUCGAAUGUUUGCGUUCAAGAUUCGGCCAUGUUCACGAGCUUAUUCGCAUGAUUGGACUGAAUGCCCGUUUAUUCAUCCGGGUGAAAGUGCAAGAAGACGUGACCCGAGAAAAAUCCAUUACAGCUGUGUUCCAUGCCCUGAUUUCAAGAAAGGACAGUGUCGACGUGGCGAUCUCUGUGAGUUCGCUCAUGGAGUUUUUGAAUGCUGGCUUCACCCUGCUCAAUACAGAACUCGUCUCUGUAAAGAUGGAACCUUUUGUGCUCGAAGGGUCUGUUUUUUUGCUCAUACGCCUGAAGAACUCCGUCCGCUGUAUGUUUCUACAGGUUCCGCCAUGCCCUCACCACGAAGUUCUCCGGCUGCCGCCUCCACCAUGUCACCGCCGUUUUCUCCACCACCUAUGUUGCAGCUGCACGGUGGCAAUCUUCAGGCAAGCCGACUGAGAUUGUCAUUUAACGCUAGAGAUGUUCACGCGGAGGAGCUUAAGCUGCUUCUUGACCUUGAAAUGCAUCAGCGGCAGCAGGCGGCGGUGAACCUUUUCUCGCCGGUGAACACGUUUUCGCCAAAGGGUUAUGAGUAUUGGGGUUCGCCUAGGGGAAUGGAGCAACAGCAACCUCACUUGCCCCCUUUUAGCCCACAGUUUUCGAAAUGGGAUUAUGCGAAAAAGGUGGACUGGUCGGUGAACGGAGGUGAACAAGCUCCGGCGAGAAGGUUGCAGGUCACUGAGCCUGAUGUUUCAUGGGUCCAGUCUCUGGUGAAGGAACCACCACCGCCGGUUGCUGCGGUGGAACCACCGGAGACUGAAAAGAACGAUCAUACAGCUUUGGGAGCAUGGCUUGAAAACAUGCAGCUUGAUCAGAUUGUUGCCUAG
Lactuca virosa is the source of this 1548-nucleotide messenger RNA. The record is from the annotation of a GenBank genome assembly. NCBI's taxonomy places the organism in Eukaryota, Viridiplantae, Streptophyta, Magnoliopsida, Asterales, Asteraceae.